This is a messenger RNA of Coregonus clupeaformis (lake whitefish), 1322 nucleotides long. Its product is annotated as caspase a-like. NCBI's taxonomy places the organism in Eukaryota, Metazoa, Chordata, Actinopteri, Salmoniformes, Salmonidae. Bases 126 to 1277 code for a protein of 383 amino acids. Gene Ontology annotation, molecular function: cysteine-type endopeptidase activity. The transcript has 8 exons. The record is from RefSeq and is a predicted model, not a curated record. Gene Ontology annotation, biological process: regulation of apoptotic process; proteolysis.
GAACAGUAUUUGGGACAAAACUCGCAGUGAUCGAGUAUCGUCAAGAAAACGCCUAGGCAUAUCUUUAUUCUAUGCGAAAUAGCUGUCAGAAAGAAUAGAAUAGCUUAAUCCACCUCAUCUAAGGAAUGGCAGCAGACGACCUCUUCAAUGCUCGGAAGAUAUUCAUAGACAGUGUGACGAAGACAGUGAUCAAGCAGCUUCUGGACAACCUUUUGGAGGACAAGGUGCUGAACGAUGAAGAGACAGAUUCAGUGACGGAGGAGAACAGCGCUAGGGCAGAGCAGGCACGAUGCCUCAUCGAUAUGGUGCGGAAGAAAGGGGUCAAAGCCAGUGAGAAGAUGAUUGCCCGAGUUCAGGAGAGAGAUCCUGGACUUCAUGACAAAUGUGGUCUGGCCCCCAGGCAGCUUGCCCAGAUGACACCAUCAUCGCCCCAGUUAUCACAACAGGAGGAGCACCCAGUGUCCUCUGUCCUCAUCCCCAGCACCAAGGACUUUAAGGAGGACAUUCUUCAGAGGAAGCGUCAUGAGGUUUACGUUCCAAUGGAUAAGUCUGGUCGGAAGCGCCUGGCCCUGCUCAUAAACAACGUGGAGUUUGAUGUUAAGAACAUGCUGAGACUAGGGGCAGUGAAGGAUGAGGAGAACAUGGAGAGGCUUCUCAGUGAUCUGGGAUAUGAUGUGGUGAAACACAGAAAUCUGUCUGGACAGGAGAUGGACGAGGCUGUGAAAGCGUUCUCUAAACGUGAAGAGCAUUUAUUGUCGGACAGCGUCUUCGUGGUGAUGAUGUCUCACGGGGAGCUGGGAGGCAUCAUGGGUGUCCACUACAAGGAAGGGGACCCUAAACCUGAUGUCUUCCCCAUCAACAACAUCUUCAUACACCUGAACACAGAGAACUGCAAAGCACUGAUUAACAAACCCAAAGUCAUCCUCAUUCAGGCCUGCAGGGGAGGCAAGAACGGUUCUGUUUGGGUCAGUGACGCGGUGCCUGGGCCCAGCCCUGACCUGGGGUUAGAGAGUGACUCAACCAGGAGGGAGCACAUAGAGAAGGACUUCAUCUCCCUUCUGUCCUGCACACCAGAUACUGUGUCCUACAGAAAUCAAAAGAUGGGCAGCUUGUUUGUCCAGCACAUCAUGGAGACAUUCAACACCUAUGCCCAUAAUGAUCAAAUAGAAGAAUUGUUCAGGAAGGUCAUGGGUCGCUUUGAAGAUUUCCCGAGACAGAUGCCGACCAAAGACAGAGCCACUCUAACAAAGCACUUCUACCUCUUCCCAGGCCUCUGAGAAGUUGUGAUGGCUGAUGAAUUGUACUGUAUUCACAAUAAAGGA